AUGGAGGAAUCUCUCAUCCUUAAUACCCAAUUGCAAGCCAUCCCUGAACCCAACUCGCCCAUCCAUUCCCUCCCUCCUGAAAUCCUUUCUAAAAUAUUCCUCCUCACAUUCAAAAACGAUCUAUAUUCCAUUCUCGCAACUGGGGGUCCCUGGCUACUGGGAAGAGUCUGCUGCCAGUGGCGAGAUAUCACUUGGUGCUAUCCUGCACUGUGGUCAUCUUUUAAAGUUGACUUGCCAGAGCGGCAGUGGAGAACAGAGCGGCCGGGCAUCGAAGUAUGGAUGUUCCAGGAAGCGCUACACUGGACCAGGCAGAGUGGACUGUACAUGGAUAUUGAUGUGAGUAUACUUUGCCAUGAUCAUGCCAAUGCCAUCACCCAGACAUUGUUGCAGCAUGCACCACAAUGGGAAAACAUCAGACUCUCAGGCCAUAUGGUUGAUCUUUGGGCCUGCCGAUGGUCACGAUUUACUGAUUCCUCUCCUGCCCAUUUUCCCUUACUGAAGUCACUUCACCUGGAUGCUCAUUUUCCCAAGAGUCUCCAUGCCACCCUCAGCUUAUUUAACCAUGCACCCAUCCUCAGACACCUCCGAUUUAUAGUUCUAGCACCCCUUCUGUUACAAUUUCAUCCAGACAAAAUGCCCUUUCCCUGGUCACAUCUCACACACUUGCACUUGUCUGUCUUUGAGAGCGAUGGUGUCACCCCAUGGGGGCCCAUCAUCAAGGUUCUCCAUCUCUGUACAAACCUUGAAGAAUUAACUGAGCAGAGUGCACUCUGCUUGGAGCAAGAUCCCAUUUCCCCGCUGACGCUCCAGAAGCUCUGUUCAUUGACUGUCAAAUCGUUUCGCUUACUCCAAUGCCUUGUCUAUCCCAUAUUGGAAUACCUAUUAUUCACCAUGCCCCCUGAGGAACCUGGGCCAUCAGGUUCGCUCCCAUUAUUUCAUCAAUUCUUUGAGUGUUCUGGGAGUCAGCUGCAGACUCUUGACAUCUGCAUAAUGGGGGAUUCCAUGGACCCUGUUCAACUAUUCUCAUACCUUCCCCGGCUUCACAAAUUGCAUCUCUUCUUUCCAGAUGACAAUGACAAGGAUCCGUCGAGGUUUUUCAAGUGCCUCGGUGAUACAAGUGCAGUGCUCCCCAGUUUGUCUGACCUUGGACUGCAUGUAGGCAAGAUAUUCACAUGGGAUGAGUUGUUGGUCAGAAUUAUCGCUAAGUGGUGGCGAGAUUCAGGGCUGUCUCAGGUUUGCAUCCAAUGCGAUGAAGCUUGUGUAGGGGUGAAUGGUGACCAGGCUGCUCAAAACUUGAUGUGCUUCAAUCGUCUGAAAUUGUUGAAAGCAGAAGGAUUGGAUAUCUCCAUCUUGGUUAAAGGAGGUACUAAGAUUUGGUAUGACCUGCUUGAAGAUGGUGCUCAUAACAAUGUUCUAUAUUCCACUGUCCAUUAA
This is a messenger RNA of Desarmillaria tabescens, 1434 nucleotides long. RefSeq lists its product as uncharacterized. The coding region runs from base 1 to 1434 and encodes 477 amino acids. The transcript has 2 exons. NCBI's taxonomy places the organism in Eukaryota, Fungi, Basidiomycota, Agaricomycetes, Agaricales, Physalacriaceae. The record is from RefSeq and is a predicted model, not a curated record.